AUGGCCGAUAGCUCGAGGAAGAGGAAGCAGCCUGCCAACACGGGCCCCGGUAAUCCUGUCAAACGCACCCGCUUCCAGCAACGACCCCAGUACGUCAUCCCCGCGGUUUCGACUAGCAACGCGUACCCCAAUGGCGAGAUCAACGUCAAGAACUUUCUCAAGUCGCACGAGAAUGAGAUCAUGUCGCUCGAGGGCGCCAUGAAGGCGGCCAAGAAAGGCCUCUCGCGACGGGCUUUUCAGGAUGUGCCACGGGAGUUGAGGAGGAGAACCGCAAGUCACAAUCCGCAGCGCGUGCCGAAGAGAUUGCGGGUCAGGGCGCGGCAGGAAGCUAAAGAAGACAACACGCCCAUUGCCAGAGGUACUAGUGGGAGUGGUAUUGGGAAGGGCAAGAAGAAGUUUCUGAGGAAGGAGGGGAGGGAGCAGAGUCGGCAGAAGGCGAAGAAGAGGAGGGAUGGCAGUGGGAAAGACGACGAUGGAGACGCGAAGAUGGAGGAUGCGCCGAAGCAAGUCACGAAACCCUCACUACCGAAACCGAAGCGCAAGUUCCCGCCCUUGGCCACGCCGGCUACCCCUCCAUCGCGAUUCCGCAGACGCCAGCGAGACAAGACAUGGCUUCCUACGCACCUGUGGCAUACCAAGCGCGCAAAGAUGACGGACCCUAAGGAGCCGCUCUGGCGGUUUGCGAUACCGUUGCAGCCAGCGGUCAAGGCAUAUCGUCUCACACACAGAGCUGCAACCCUUCGGGGAGCUGUCGCGUGGGAUAUGAGCUACAUGUCAACUCUCAGCCUAGAGGGUCCUGAAGCCAGUAUAGCGGGGUUACUCAAGGGUCUGCACUUCUCUGCAGAGGACGCAGAGGACCCAUGGCAGAACAGAGGCAGGGCUAAGAAGUGGCGGAAUGGCACUAGGACCUGGGAAGGCUGGAUAUACGAAAGAGAAGCGAAGCCGCUGGUGAAGAUUGCUCGGGUGACUAUCGUCUGGUGUGCACCGCAUGCAGAUGGCAAAAAGACGAAAGCUUUUAUUCGGGUGCAUCCGGGCGCUUUCUUGCAACUCUGGGAGGAAGUUGUUCGAACUGCUAAAGUGCAGAAGCCAGCUGUUACCGUUCGAGAUCUCCGUUUCGAAAUUGGGUCUAUUGAGAUUACGGGUCCUGCCGCUGCGGAAGCCCUCUGCUCUGUUCUUGCUCCUGUGCCUUUCCCUGAGGCUGGCUCUGAUGCCCCACAGUCUCUUUGGCCGGCUUUGGCUUCCGUGACGGACGCUGCAUCCUUACCGGCGGGUGCGCUGUUAGCGUUUGAUAUUUCAGAUCCCCGACUUCACGAUCCUCCUCGAACUUCGCCCAUAUCGCACGAUCAACAGUCGCUGACUGCCUUGACGGAAACUCUCGCGACUUGGCCAGUAGACAAUACCUCGACUCCAGCCUCAAUCUUCGACACCAACAGCCGGCUAGCCGCACAGCGAACCAUGCCGUCUCAAAAAUCCAUUAAUCGUCGGAAGGGUGCAUGCACAUUAGGCGAAGACCCUGAGGCCCGAUCCACCGACCCGCGCAUUCCGACACUUGUAUUCGUGUCACGAGAAAGCAAGUCCUGGACCAUUCUCCUUCCCUGGAAAUGCGUCAUGCCUGUAUGGCGACAGAUAAUGCGCUACCCGGUUUCCACAGGCGGCAACCCCAGAUUCGGCGGCUUGAAAGAGAGACGUCAGGUCGACUUUGAGCGCUCGAAGCCGCACUUCCCGUACGACCAUCCUGGUACAGAGGCUGGUUGGGUCUGGGAAGAGCGUGAGCGUGAAGUGAGGAAGCACGAGUGGACUAAGCGUCCGAAGGGGAAGAGGAUUGAAUGGUCGACUAUAGAUCUCGGUAAGGGUAGGAAGGGCGAGAUUGGAGAUCCGUGGUCUUGCGACUGGCAGAGGUUGAUUGCAGAUGUGUCUUCACGUCAAGAAUCUCGAGCUCCUGUCAGACAGCUCUCUUUCAGACAGGCAGUUGGCUUGAUUGACGGUACGGCUUCGUCGAGCGGCUCGUUGCCAUCAGAUGUAUUCACUGUCAAGAUCACAAUGGUCCAACGAGGCACCCCUACAGACUGCGCUCGCAUCUACCGACUGCCUAGCGACCCACAACUCCGUGGGCAAUGGCUAGCCCAGCUGCCACAACCCGGCACGAAGCGUACGUCGACGAAGCAACAGAGUCGAGGUGUCGUUAAGCAACCAGACCAUAUCCAGCGCAGGGAUCUUGCAAGGAGUCUCCUAGACAACGGCCCACCGAGCGCUGGCGAGGAGAAUUACCCUCUAGUGCCUGACGAAGUGGAUCUAAUCGGCUUCGUCACAACGGGCAACUACAACCUCGCAGAGGGCAUGCCGACCGCGGUUGCAAAUCUGGUAAUGUACAGGGUACUCAGUGCUGGGUCUGACUCGGGCGUGCCAAAAUCGGAUCGCGUGUGCAUUGUGCGACAGGCGGGAAGUACCAUCGGCAGGCUGGCGAGAUGGGAGGUAGUCUAG
Molecule: messenger RNA, 2481 nt
Organism: Alternaria ventricosa
Lineage: Eukaryota; Fungi; Ascomycota; Dothideomycetes; Pleosporales; Pleosporaceae
Exons: 1
Coding region: 1-2481 (826 amino acids)
Biological process (GO): tRNA 5'-leader removal
Cellular component (GO): nucleolar ribonuclease P complex; ribonuclease MRP complex
Source: RefSeq, a predicted model, not a curated record